Aspergillus pseudotamarii is the source of this 1935-nucleotide messenger RNA. RefSeq names its product HET domain-containing protein. NCBI's taxonomy places the organism in Eukaryota, Fungi, Ascomycota, Eurotiomycetes, Eurotiales, Aspergillaceae. Bases 1 to 1935 code for a protein of 644 amino acids. The record is from RefSeq and is a predicted model, not a curated record. The transcript has 2 exons.
AUGCCCUUGUUUACUUAUCCACCACUUCCGUUAGAGCCCGGUGCUACUCGUAUGAUCCACAUUUUACCACAUACAGAGCAUAGCGCCCCAGUUAAAUGUAGGCUGUCUGACUACGUUAUAUCGGAAAGGGGUGGUACGCAGCACCUUUACGAAGCAUUGUCCUAUGUAUGGGCCAAUGAUGAAGAUGAUGUCAUAAAAUCUCACCGGAUUGAGCUAAAUAACCAUAUUUUUUAUGUCACCCCCAACCUCCAUGCGGCACUUGUUAACCUGCGGAACCACCAUUUUGACCGAGUGUUGUGGGUUGACGCCAUUUGUAUCAACCAGGAUGAUAUCGCAGAAAAGAGCAAACAGAUCCCGCUUAUGCGAAAAAUCUAUGCUCAAGCUGAUCGUGUCAUCAUCUGGCUUGGGGAGGCCUUCGAGGAUGGCGAUACAGCGUUGGAAUAUAUACGAUCCCUUGCAGAAGACAAGGCGCAAAAUGAGCGAUGCUUAGAUGGUCGGCACUCGAAAAGAGUUAGUGAUGCCUGCAUAAAGUUGCUUCAGCGAAAGUGGUUUCGCCGUAUCUGGGUGCUUCAGGAAGCUGGGGCCGCACGGUGUAUCUCGAUCAUGUGUGGUUCUGUUCAAAUAAAUGGACAUGCCUUUUGUGAUGGCAUCGAAGAGUUGGACCUUCCUUUGCCAAUGAUAAUCUAUUCAGUGCUCCAUCUUAUCAGAGGUGCAAAUUUUCGUUCCAAGCAGCAUUUUGAUCCUCAAGGCAGCCGCUCCAUAGGCGAACUGAUUGAUAUGUAUCGAUUUCACGAGUCUUCGAAUAACCAUGACAAAAUAUACGCAUUGCUAGGCCUAAGUGCUGAGAGCCUAAGAGCACCUGCUCUAGAACUAAGCUACAGCAUUCCAUGGUAUCAAGUCUUCAAGCACAUCAUUAAAUAUAUUCUCUCUGGGGAAUGCUUGGUGGAGACUUGGCCUGGUAUAGACACUGCAGUAAUCAAGAGUAAAGCAUUGAUUUUGGGUUUGGUUGUCUCUGUUAACGAGGAAGUCUCGAAGAAUAGCAUGCAGCUUGCGAAGGUUUUCUUGUUCCGUGCUGCACGUUCACUAGGCUAUGAAGAACAUUGGGCAGUUCAACCCUCUGCCAAGCCGAUCCAGGAAGGAGACAUCAUUUUCCUGCUUGAGGGGGCUUCUAAGCCAAGUGUUCUUAGAAUGCGCAGAACUCAUUUUAUAAUGAUUACAACGACUGUGGUACAGGAACGAAAUAAAGAGCUGCAGGGCCUGGACUUGGAAAAUCUUUUACGAGAUGGUCCAAGCGGAAAUUCAAUAUACAAUGUUCUUCUCACCUGGAAAAUACCUUUGGCUAAGAAUACCUCAGGCCUACUAAAGGACGGAGAAGAGUGCGCUAGUGCGAAAGCAAAAUAUCAAGAAGAGCCUCCAGAGAGGCGACAACGAUUGAUCGACAUGGCUAGGGUCUUGAAUGACAUUGCUCUGGAGCUCCUUCAAUCAGAAGACACCGAAAGAGCAGUAAAAUGUCUGUUCUCCAAGGAGGUUCUAGGGAUUCCGAUUAGCGAAGAGGUUGUCAAAGCAGUCGCAGCGAACGGAUAUUAUGGCCAUAGAAUUAUGGAGCAUCUUUUACAGCAGCGGGGAGAACGCCUUCUGAUAUCUGAAGAAGUUGUCAAAGCAGCUGCAGAAAAAAGAGGAUUUGAUGGUCCUGAAACUAUAGAGAUCCUUUUACAAUACCGAGGGCAGAGUCUCCCUAUUACUGAGAAAGUGCUUAAGGCAGCAGCAGGAAAUAUGAAAUAUGGGUAUCAAAUAAUCGAACUUCUUCACUCUCAAGGUAUAAGUAUCCCUAUCUCUAACGAAGUGAUGAUGGCAGCAGCAGACAACCAAGGACGCAAUAGGUUUCAAAUCAUAGAGCUUCUUCAACGACAGAGGAAAAAAUAUGCCACUCUCUGA